AGUAUUAGAGACCGUGUUCUAAGGGAGGGUAUUCUAUGGGCGUGCCAGCCCGAGACUUCGUAAUCACAUUAUACUGUGAUAAAAAUGUUGAUAUUAAUUUGCAAAUCCGUCCUUUUAUCUUUGUUUCUGUUAUCACUUGAUCCUCCCGUGGUCGAUGCUAACUGCACAAUUCCAAUAAUUGUGAGGGGAAAAUGGUUCUCUAGGGAGAACAACGUCAAUAAUCAUGUGGAUAUUAACGACAAAUUCAUGACAGAUCGAGGAGAAUGUGUGGACAUUCGAGACAGGUUUCAUGUGAAUUAUACCAUGGUUUUUAAGAACCACAAGUGUUAUUACUGCGUGAAAAUCAUCGUACGGACAUUUAAUGUACUCGAGAAGAUAGAAACUCCAUGUAUAAAUGUGCCUGACUAUGCCGCAACUGUUGAACGUGUUUGUCGCAACUUGGACAGUAGUCAACAAAUAGUCACCUUAUUUUCGGAAAAUUACGUCCCAGUUAAUUGUCGGUCGUCACUCGAGGGAGUCUGGAAUUUUGCUUAUCAGAACCGCUUCAAAUUUACCGGUGAAUGUAGUAAUCCAGAUGCACAAAUUAGGUCUUGUCAAACAGCAGGCUCACAGUUUCUGAUCUCGAAUCAAAAGUUCAAUAUCACAUAUAAGAAAUGUCAAGGGAUGGCUGAAACUUUCGAUGGCGUUGUUGAGUAUAGCUGUCUGGGUGCUUGGUUUGUCGGCAAAAAUCAUUAUUUCGCGGUCGCCAACACGAAGGAGUCGCGGGACGACGAAAAAUAUCGUUGUUUUUUGAAAAAUCGCGACGAUGAUCUCUACAUAGGCGUUUCCAUUACGGCAGAAUGCAAUACGUUGAAAACUGUGGAACAGAGCCCCGAGAGAUUGCACAUUUGGCCAAUUAAGAGUGAAGCCGUAGAGCCCGGCUGUCGCUUGCCUCAAAACUUCACAGGCGAGUGGAUCAAUACUGCCAACAUUGAUGCAGACAUUGUGAUUAAUGAAACACACAUUAUUGAAACGUAUUAUCCGGACGAAGGGCGGUUCCGCAGGACGAUUUACGUGUGUAGGGAACAAAGGGAUACGAGAGUUAUGAUGGCCCGUUUGACCGUGGACGGGUGCCAAAAAGACUACGUCUGUUUCGAUUUCGUUCCGCAACACCACAACAUAAUCCGCUAUAGGAAAGGGAUAGCCGUAAUUAAGGAUCACUUCAGCACCGUGUGUUCGUGGGUACAAUUCCAAAACAAAGCGCAGUGGAAAUACGAUCUAUACUUGAAGAAAAAUCCGGUGCCGAUUCGGUGCCCGGUUGCUGGUAAAUUCAACUUUACGCAAAAGGGGGAGGUACCUUUCGAAACUCGUAUAUUGGGUGGCGUUACUUUGAGUCCCCGUCCCAAUACUUAUUGUAAGCAAAAUAUAUCCGAUUUUUCGGUGUGCGACACGGAACAAAAAGAAAUAGCGAUCGACGAAAAUUAUUGUCUUUCGGUUGAUCAUUUAGGGCGACCGGUCGACAUCUACAGCGAUCCUGACUACAAAAUGAAAUGCAUAGGUUUCUGGAAAGAGAAUUUAAAGUCUUACCUAAUUACGUACGACGACCUCGAUCCGUACUCGAAGUACAGGUGUUGGGUAUACCAACGAGCAGAUUUGAACCGUAUCUUAAUGUCACAAGCUAUCGGUCCUUUUUGUGACUUAAAGCAAGAUGUGACUUCCUGGAAUCACACAGAAGGCGCUGGGGUCGCUAUCGACAUGCAGGAAUACGAGAGAGAACGUGACCAGUGUCCUAUGUUCUUUGACGACGGCAGUAAUCCGUGGCUCGCAUCCGAAAACGUCAUCCAGGUUUUCACGUUUGGUUUUUUGACAGGGGUUUCGACCGUUGUAACUAAACCUUUGGGAAUUGUUUUAUUCGGUGUGUGUGGUGUUUUACAUUUCGUAAGAUAGUCGAAUUAACGUCGUCAAACUGUCUCGAAUCAGCACAUGUGAAACGAGAUUUCGAUAUUAACCGUACUAAUCGAUAUCUAUUGAAUGUAAGGAAAUCGCGGGGAGGAGGGAAGAUGAUUUAAAAGGGUGCCACAUACUAGCUGUAGGCAGAAAGGUUACCAACGCUACAGGACCGUUUAACAGAAUAAAAUAGAUGACCAAAAUUUUAUAUUACACAUCGGACCACCAGAGCGGAGGUAUCGUUCUCGGUCCGCACGCGGUUCUUUACUUCAAUGUAUAGCAUCUUCCUUCCUUUCGUGACGCUGACAUGACUUAACAUAAUGUGGAUAUCGCUCCGAGUUUUUGUUUUGUUUUUUUUUACUCUCAAAUUAAUGUCAUUCCAGAAUUAAUAAUGUUUUAACGAGUGGCCUUCGAUCGCCUUGAACUGUUGUAUAAUUUGCACUAAUUAGUGUUAUUCUCAUAAUUGUGACAAUUGGUCCGUCCAUUUUAUUUAGUCUCAUCGUUUUUAUAUUGUGUUGUUUAUAGUUUUUGAUCAAAUUUACUAACGAAUUCGCACCCAUCGUCACGUCGUCCACUUAAGAUGUAUGUGUGUGUAUCGUUGAUUAAGUUAUCGACUUUUUGUACGCUAGCGUUAAGUAUAUUUUAUAUAUUUUUUUUUUAAUGAAUAUAGUAAAUAUUUGUUGA
Molecule: messenger RNA, 2610 nt
Organism: Zophobas morio
Lineage: Eukaryota; Metazoa; Arthropoda; Insecta; Coleoptera; Tenebrionidae
Exons: 9
Coding region: 85-1926 (613 amino acids)
Biological process (GO): wound healing
Source: RefSeq, a predicted model, not a curated record